This is a messenger RNA of Oncorhynchus kisutch (coho salmon), 11575 nucleotides long. Its product is annotated as mucin-19-like. Bases 257 to 11575 code for a protein of 3772 amino acids. NCBI's taxonomy places the organism in Eukaryota, Metazoa, Chordata, Actinopteri, Salmoniformes, Salmonidae. The transcript is spliced from 3 exons. The record is from RefSeq and is a predicted model, not a curated record.
CUCAACUGCAGGUCCUACUGCCAAUUUAACUCCAAAGACAACAACAACUGAAGCUCUUACAGACAUCACAACUGUAGCUCCUCUGCCCCCCACAAUUGCAACUUCAAAUGUAGCAUCACCUACCACAACAACUGCAGAUGCUUCCACAACCACAGGUGCAGCACCUACUACAUCAAUCACAACUGCAGGUCCUACUAUAAUUUUACCUCAAUCGACAACCACAACAACAUCCACUACAACAACUGUAGCUCCUACAAUGUCAAUCUCAACUGCAGGUCCUACUACCAAUUUAACUCCAACGACAACCACAACUGAAGCUCCUACAGACAUCAUAACUGUAGCUCCUAUGCCCCCCACAAUUGCAACUUCAACUACAACUGUUGAAUCACCUACAACAACAACUACAGAUGCUUCCACAACCACAAGUGCAGCACCUACUACAUCAAUCCCAACUGCAGGUCCUACCACCAUUUUGACUCCUAAGACAAUCACAACUGAAGCUCCUACAGAAAUCACAACUGUAGCUCUUAUGACCCCCACAAUUGCAGCUUCUACUUCAACAACUGUUGCUCCCACGACCACAACUGCAGCAGCUCCUAUAACAACAACUGUAGAUGCUUCCAUAAACACAACAGCAGCACCUACUACGUCAAUCACAACUGCAGGUCCUACUAACAUUUUAACUCCAACGACAAGCACAACUGAGGCUCCUUCAGACGUCACUACUGUUGCUCCUUUGAACCCCACAAUUGCAGCUUCUUCUUCAACAACUGUAGCUCCCACGAUCACUACAACUGCAGAAGCUCCUACAACAACAACUGCAGCUGCUUCUACAUUUACUACUGCAUCCCCUACUGCAACCACAACAGAAGCUCCUUCUACAACAACUGUAGCACCAAUGACUUUAGGAACAACAGUCCCAACGACAACUGCAGCUAAUUCCUCAACUUUAGCUCCUUCAAUUCCAAUCCCAACUGCAGCUCCUACAACAACAACUCUUGCUCCUACGACCUCUACAACUUCAGCACCAACUACUUUAUUCACAACUGUAGGUCCUACUAUAAUUUUACCUCAAUCGACAACCACAACAACAUCCACUACAACAACUGUAGCUCCUACAAUGUCAAUCUCAACUGCAGGUCCUACUGCCAAUUUAACUCCAACGACAACCUCAACUGAAGCUCCAACAGACAUCACAACUGUAGCUCCUAUGCACCCCACAAUUGCAACUUCAACUGUAGCAUCACCUACAACAACAACUGCAGAUGCUUCCACAACCACAGGUGCAGCACCUACUACAUCAAUCACAACUGCAAGUCCUACUAUCAUUUUACCUCAAUCGACAACCACAACAACAUCCACUGCAACAACCGUAGCUCCUACAAUGUCAAUCUCAACAGCAGGUCCUACUGCCAAUUUAAUUCCAACGACAACAACAACUGAAGCUCUUACAGACAUCACAACUGUAGCUCCUCUGCCCCCCACAAUUGCAACUUCAAAUGUAGCAUCACCUACAACAACAACUGCAGAUGCUUCUACAACCACAGGUGCAGCACCUACCACAUCAAUCACAACUGCUGGUCCUACUACCAUUUUGACUCCUAAGACAAUCACAACUGAAGCUCCUACAGAAAUCACAACUGUAGCUCUUAUGCCCCCCACAAUUGCAACUUCAAUUACAACUGUAGCAUCACCUGCAACAACAACUACAGAUGCUUCCACAACCACAAGUGCAGCACCUACUACAUCAAUCCCAACUGCAGGUCCUACUAUCAUUUUACCUCAAUCGACAACCACAACAACAUCCACUGCAACAACCGUAGCUCCUACAAUGUCAAUCUCAACUGCAGGUCCUACUGCCAAUUUAACUCCAACGACAACAACAACUGAAGCUCUUACAGACAUCACAACUGUAGCUCCUCUGCCCCCCACAAUUGCAACUUCAAAUGUAGCAUCACCUACAACAACAACUGCAGAUGCUUCUACAACCACAGGUGCAGCACCUACUACAUCAAUCACAACUGCAGGUCCUACUACCAUUUUGACUCCUAAUACAAUCACAACUGAAACUCUUACAGACAUCACAACUGUAGCUCCUAUGCCUCCCACAAUUGCAACUUCAACUGUAGCAUCACCUACAACAACAACUGCAGAUGCUUCCACAACCACAGGUGCAGCACCUACCACAUCAAUCACAACUGCAGGUCCUACUACCAUUUUGACUCCUAAGACAAUCACAACUGAAGCUCCUACAGAAAUCACAACUGUAGCUCUUAUGCCCCCCACAAUUGCAACUUCAACUGUAGCAUCACCUACAACAACGACUGCAGAUGCUUCCACAACCACAGGUGCAGCACCUACUACAUCAAUCCCAACUGCAGGUCCUACUAUCAUUUUACCUCAAUCGACAACCACAACAACAUCCACUGCAACAACUGUAGCUCCUACAAUGUCAAUCUCAACUGCAGGUCCUACUGCCAAUUUAACUCCAACGACAACAACAACUGAAGCUCUUACAGACAUCCCAACUGUAGCUCCUCUGCCCCCCACAAUUGCAACUUCAAAUGUAGCAUCACCUACAACAACAACUGCAGAUGUUUCUACAACCACAGGUGCAGCACCUACCACAUCAAUCACAACUGCUGGUCCUACUACCAUUUUGACUCCUAAGACAAUCACAACUGAAGCUCCUACAGAAAUCACAACUGUAGCUCUUAUGCCCCCCACAAUUGCAACUUCAAUUACAACUGUAGCAUCACCUGCAACAACAACUACAGAUGCUUCCACAACCACAAGUGCAGCACCUACUACAUCAAUCCCAACUGCAGGUCCUACUAUCAUUUUACCUCAAUCGACAACCACAACAACAUCCACUGCAACAACUGUAGCUCCUACAAUGUCAAUCUCAACUGCAGGUCCUACUGCCAAUUUAACUCCAACGACAACAACAACUGAAGCUCUUACAGACAUCACAACUGUAGCUCCUCUGCCCCCCACACUUGCAACUUCAAAUGUAGCAUCACCUACAACAACAACUGCAGAUGUUUCUACAACCACAGGUGCAGCACCUACCACAUCAAUCACAACUGCAGGUCCUACUACCAUUUUGACUAAUAAUACAAUCACAACUGAAACUCUUACAGACAUCACAACUGUAGCUCCUAUGCCUCCCACAAUUGCAACUUCAACUGUAGCAUCACCUACAACAACAACUGCAGAUGCUUCCACAACCACAGGUGCAGCACCUACCACAUCAAUCACAACUGCAGGUCCUACUAUCAUUUUGACUCCUAAGACAAUCACAACUGACGCUCCUACAGAAAUCACAACUGUAGCUCUUAUGCCCCCCACAAUUGCAACUUCAACUGUAGCAUCACCUACAACAACGACUGCAGAUGCUUCCACAACCACAGGUGCAGCACCUACUACAUCAAUCACAACUGCAGGUCCUACUAUAAUUUUACCUCAAUCGACAACCACAACAACAUCCACUACAACAACUGUAGCUCCUACAAUGUCAAUCUCAACUGCAGGUCCUACUACCAAUUUAACUCCAACGACAACCACAACUGAAGCUCCUACAGACAUCAUAACUGUAGCUCCUAUGCCCCCCACAAUUGCAACUUCAAUUACAACUGUAGCAUCACCUGCAACAACAACUACAGAUGCUUCCACAACCACAAGUGCAGCACCUACUACAUCAAUCCCAACUGCAGGUCCUACUAUAAUUUUACCUCAAUCGACAACCACAACAACAUCCACUGCAACAACUGUAGCUCCUACAACGUCAAUCUCAACUGCAGGUCCUACUGCCAAUUUAACUCCAACGACAACAACAACUGAAGCUCUUACAGACAUCACAACUGUAGCUCCUCUGCCCCCCACAAUUGCAACUUCAAAUGUAGCAUCACCUACAACAACAACUGCAGAUGUUUCUACAACCACAGGUGUAGCACCUACUACAUCAAUCCCAACUGCAGGUCCUACUACCAUUUUGACUCCUAAGACAAUCACAACUGAAGCUCCUACAGAAAUCACAACUGUAGCUCUCAUGCCCCCCACAAUUGCAACUUCAAUUACAACUGUAGCAUCACCUACAACAACAACUGCAGAUGCUUCCACAACCUCAGGUGCAGCACCUACUACAUCAAUCCCAACUGCAGGUCCUACUAUCAUUUUACCUCAAUCGACAACCACAACAACAUCCACUGCAACAACUGUAGCUCCUACAAUGUCAAUCUCAACUGCAGGUCCUACUGCCAAUUUAACUCCAACGACAACAACAACUGAAGCUCUUACAGACAUCACAACUGUAGCUCCUCUGCCCCCCACAAUUGCAACUUCAAAUGUAGCAUCACCUACAACAACAACUGCAGAUGCUUCCACAACCACAGGUGCAGCACCUACCACAUCAAUCACAACUGCAGGUCCUACUACCAUUUUGACUCCUAAGACAAUCACAACUGAAGCUCCUACAGAAAUCACAACUGUAGCUCUUAUGCCCCCCACAAUUGCAGCUUCUACUUCAACAACUGUUGCUCCCACGACCACAACUGCAGCAGCUCCUAUAACAACAACUGUAGAUGCUUCCAUAAACACAACAGCAGCACCUACUACGUCAAUCACAACUGCAGGUCCUACUAACAUUUUAACUCCAACGACAAGCACAACUGAGGCUCCUUCAGACGUCACUACUGUUGCUCCUUUGAACCCCACAAUUGCAGCUUCUUCUUCAACAACUGUAGCUCCCACGAUCACUACAACUGCAGAAGCUCCUACAACAACAACUGCAGCUGCUUCUACAUUUACUACUGCAUCCCCUACUGCAACCACAACAGAAGCUCCUUCUACAACAACUGUAGCACCAAUGACUUUAGGAACAACAGUCCCAACGACAACUGCAGCUAAUUCCUCAACUUUAGCUCCUUCAAUUCCAAGCCCAACUGCAGCUCCUACAACAACAACUCUUGCUCCUACGACCUCUACAACUUCAGCACCAACUACUUUAUUCACAACUGUAGGUCCUACUACCAUUUUACCUCCUUCAACAACCACAACAACAUCCACUACAACAACUGUUGCUCCUACAAUGUCAAUCUCAGCUGCAGGUCCUACUGCCAAUUUAACUCCAACGACAACCUCAACUGAUGCUCCAACAGACAUCACAACUGUAGCUCCUAUGCACCCCACAAUUGCAACUUCAACUGUAGCAUCACCUACAACAACAACUGCAGAUGCUUCCACAACCACAGGUGCAGCACCUACCACAUCAAUCACAACUGCAGGUCCUACUACCAUUUUGACUCCUAAGACAAUCACAACUGAAGCUCCUACAGAAAUCACAACUGUAGCUCUUAUGCCCCCCACAAUUGCAACUUCAAUUACAACUGUAGCAUCACCUGCAACAACAACUACAGAUGCUUCCACAACCACAAGUGCAGCACCUACUACAUCAAUCCCAACUGCAGGUCCUACUAUCAUUUUACCUCAAUCGACAACCACAACAACAUCCACUGCAACAACUGUAGCUCCUACAAUGUCAAUCUCAACUGCAGGUCCUACUGCCAAUUUAACUCCAACGACAACAACAACUGAAGCUCUUACAGACAUCACAACUGUAGCUCCUCUGCCCCCCACAAUUGCAACUUCAAAUGUAGCAUCACCUACAACAACAACUGCAGAUGUUUCUACAACCACAGGUGUAGCACCUACUACAUCAAUCACAACUGCAGGUCCUACUACCAUUUUGACUCCUAAUACAAUCACAACUGAAACUCUUACAGACAUCACAACUGUAGCUCCUAUGCCUCCCACAAUUGCAACUUCAACUGUAGCAUCACCUACAACAACAACUGCAGAUGAUUCCACAACCACAGGUGCAGCACCUACUACAUCAAUCCCAACUGCAGGUCCUACUACCAUUUUGACUCCUAAGACAAUCACAACUGAAGCUCCUACAGAAAUCACAACUGUAGCUCUCAUGCCCCCCACAAUUGCAACUUCAAUUACAACUGUAGCAUCACCUGCAACAACAACUACAGAUGCUUCCACAACCACAAGUGCAGCACCUACUACAUCAAUCCCAACUGCAGGUCCUACUAUCAUUUUACCUCAAUCGACAACCACAACAACAUCCACUGCAACAACUGUAGCUCCUACAAUGUCAAUCUCAACUGCAGGUCCUACUGCCAAUUUAACUCCAACGACAACAACAACUGAAGCUCUUACAGACAUCACAACUGUAGCUCCUCUGCCCCCCACAAUUGCAACUUCAAAUGUAGCAUCACCUACAACAACAACUGCAGAUGUUUCUACAACCACAGGUGUAGCACCUACUACAUCAAUCACAACUGCAGGUCCUACUACCAUUUUGACUCCUAAUACAAUCACAACUGAAACUCUUACAGACAUCACAACUGUAGCUCCUAUGCCUCCCACAAUUGCAACUUCAACUGUAGCAUCACCUACAACAACAACUGCAGAUGCUUCCACAACCACAGGUGCAGCACCUACUACAUCAAUCCCAACUGCAGGUCCUACUACCAUUUUGACUCCUAAGACAAUCACAACUGAAGCUCCUACAGAAAUCACAACUGUAGCUCUCAUGCCCCCCACAAUUGCAACUUCAAUUACAACUGUAGCAUCACCUACAACAACAACUGCAGAUGCUUCCACAACCACAGGUGCAGCACCUACUACAUCAAUCCCAACUGCAGGUCCUACUAUCAUUUUACCUCAAUCGACAACCACAACAACAUCCACUACAACAACUGUAGCUCCUACAAUGUCAAUCUCAACUGCAGGUCCUACUGCCAAUUUAACUCCAACGACAACAACAACUGAAGCUCUUACAGACAUCACAACUGUAGCUCCUCUGCCCCCCACAAUUGCAACUUCAAAUGUAGCAUCACCUACAACAACAACAACUGCAGAUGCUUCUACAACCACAGGUGCAGCACCUACCACAUCAAUCACAACUGCAGGUCCUACUAUCAUUUUGACUCCUAAGACAAUCACAACUGAAGCUCCUACAGAAAUCACAACUGUAGCUCUUAUGCCCCCCACAAUUGCAACUUCAACUGUAGCAUCACCUACAACAACGACUGCAGAUGCUUCCACAACCACAGGUGCAGCACCUACUACAUCAAUCACAACUGCAGGUCCUACUAUAAUUUUACCUCAAUCGACAACCACAACAACAUCCACUACAACAACUGUAGCUCCUACAAUGUCAAUCUCAACUGCAGGUCCUACUACCAAUUUAACUCCAACGACAACCACAACUGAAGCUCCUACAGACAUCAUAACUGUAGCUCCUAUGCCCCCCACAAUUGCAACUUCAAUUACAACUGUAGCAUCACCUGCAACAACAACUACAGAUGCUUACACAACCACAGGUGCAGCACCUACUACAUCAAUCCCAACUGCAGGUCCUACUAUCAUUUUACCUCAAUCGACAACCACAACAACAUCCACUGCAACAACUGUAGCUCCUACAACGUCAAUCUCAACUGCAGGUCCUACUGCCAAUUUAACUCCAACGACAACAACAACUGAAGCUCUUACAGACAUCACAACUGUAGCUCCUCUGCCCCCCACAAUUGCAACUUCAAAUGUAGCAUCACCUACAACAACAACUGCAGAUGUUUCUACAACCACAGGUGUAGCACCUACUACAUCAAUCACAACUGCAGGUCCUACUACCAUUUUGACUCCUAAGACAAUCACAACUGAAACUCUUACAGACAUCACAACUGUAGCUCCUAUGCCCCCCACAAUUGCAACUUCAACUGUAGCAUCACCUACAACAACAACUGCAGAUGCUUCCACAACCACAGGUGCAGCACCUACUACAUCAAUCCCAACUGCAGGUCCUACUACCAUUUUGACUCCUAAGACAAUCACAACUGAAGCUCCUACAGAAAUCACAACUGUAGCUCUCAUGCCCCCCACAAUUGCAACUUCAAUUACAACUGUAGCAUCACCUACAACAACAACUGCAGAUGCUUCCACAACCUCAGGUGCAGCACCUACUACAUCAAUCCCAACUGCAGGUCCUACUAUCAUUUUACCUCAAUCGACAACCACAACAACAUCCACUGCAACAACUGUAGCUCCUACAAUGUCAAUCUCAACUGCAGGUCCUACUGCCAAUUUAACUCCAACGACAACAACAACUGAAGCUCUUACAGACAUCACAACUGUAGCUGCUCUGCCCCCCACAAUUGCAACUUCAAAUGUAGCAUCACCUACAACAACAACUGCAGAUGUUUCUACAACCACAGGUGUAGCACCUACUACAUCAAUCACAACUGCAGGUCCUACUACCAUUUUGACUCCUAAGACAAUCACAACUGAAACUCUUACAGACAUCACAACUGUAGCUCCUAUGCCCCCCACAAUUGCAACUUCAACUGUAGCAUCACCUACAACAACAACUGCAGAUGCUUCCACAACCACAGGUGCAGCACCUACUACAUCAAUCCCAACUGCAGGUCCUACUACCAUUUUGACUCCUAAGACAAUCACAACUGAAGCUCCUACAGAAAUCACAACUGUAGCUCUCAUGCCCCCCACAAUUGCAACUUCAAUUACAACUGUAGCAUCACCUACAACAACAACUGCAGAUGCUUCCACAACCACAGGUGCAGCACCUACUACAUCAAUCCCAACUGAAGGUCCUACUAUCAUUUUACCUCAAUCGACAACCACAACAACAUCCACUACAACAACUGUAGCUCCUACAAUGUCAAUCUCAACUGCAGGUCCUACUGCCAAUUUAACUCCAACGACAACAACAACUGAAGCUCUUACAGACAUCACAACUGUAGCUCCUCUGCCCCCCACAAUUGCAACUUCAAAUGUAGCAUCACCUACAACAGCAACUGCAGAUGCUUCUACAACCACAGGUGCAGCACCUACCACAUAUAUCACAACUGCAGGUCCUACUACCAUUUUGACUCCUAAGACAAUCACAACUGAAGCUCCUACAGAAAUCACAACUGUAGCUCUUAUGCCCCCCACAAUUGCAACUUCAACUGUAGCAUCACCUACAACAACAACUGCAGAUGCUUCCACAACCACAGGUGCAGCACCUACUACAUCAAUCCCAACUGCAGGUCCUACUACCAUUUUGACUCCUAAGACAAUCACAACUGAAGCUCCUACAGAAAUCACAACUGUAGCUCUCAUGCCCCCCACAAUUGCAACUUCAAUUACAACUGUAGCAUCACCUACAACAACAACUGCAGAUGCUUCCACAACCACAGGUGCAGCACCUACUACAUCAAUCCCAACUGAAGGUCCUACUAUCAUUUUACCUCAAUCGACAACCACAACAACAUCCACUACAACAACUGUAGCUCCUACAAUGUCAAUCUCAACUGCAGGUCCUACUGCCAAUUUAACUCCAACGACAACAACAACUGAAGCUCUUACAGACAUCACAACUGUAGCUCCUCUGCCCCCCACAAUUGCAACUUCAAAUGUAGCAUCACCUACAACAGCAACUGCAGAUGCUUCUACAACCACAGGUGCAGCACCUACCACAUAUAUCACAACUGCAGGUCCUACUACCAUUUUGACUCCUAAGACAAUCACAACUGAAGCUCCUACAGAAAUCACAACUGUAGCUCUUAUGCCCCCCACAAUUGCAACUUCAACUGUAGCAUCACCUACAACAACAACUGCAGAUGCUUCCACAACCACAGGUGCAGCACCUACUACAUCAAUCACAACUGCAGGUCCUACUAUCAUUUUACCUCAAUCGACAACCACAACAACAUCCACUACAACAACUGUAGCUCCUACAAUGUCAAUCUCAACUGCAGGUCCUACUACCAAUUUAACUCCAACGACAACCACAACUGAAGCUCCUACAGACAUCAUAACUGUAGCUCCUAUGCCCCCCACAAUUGCAACUUCAACUGUAGCAUCACCUACAACAACAACUGCAGAUGCUUCCACAACCACAGGUGCAGCACCUACUACAUCAAUCCCAACUGCAGGUCCUACUACCAUUUUGACUCCUAAGACAAUCACAACUGAAGCUCCUACAGAAAUCACAACUGUAGCUCUCAUGCCCCCCACAAUUGCAACUUCAAUUACAACUGUAGCAUCACCUACAACAACAACUGCAGAUGCUUCCACAACCACAGGUGCAGCACCUACUACAUCAAUCCCAACUGCAGGUCCUACUAUCAUUUUACCUCAAUCGACAACCACAACAACAUACACUACAACAACUGUAGCUCCUACAAUGUCAAUCUCAACUGCAGGUCCUACUGCCAAUUUAACUCCAACGACAACAACAACUGAAGCUCUUACAGACAUCACAACUGUAGCUCCUCUGCCCCCCACAAUUGCAACUUCAACUACAACUGUUGAAUCACCUACAACAACAACUACAGAUGCUUCCACAACCACAAGUGCAGCACCUACUACAUCAAUCCCAACUGCAGGUCCUACCACCAUUUUGACUCCUAAGACAAUCACAACUGAAGCUCCUACAGAAAUCACAACUGUAGCUCUUAUGACCCCCACAAUUGCAGCUUCUACUUCAACAACUGUUGCUCCCACGACCACAACUGCAGCAGCUCCUAUAACAACAACUGUAGAUGCUUCCAUAAACACAACAGCAGCACAUACUACGUCAAUCACAACUGCAGGUCCUACUAACAUUUUAACUCCAACGACAAGCACAACUGAGGCUCCUUCAGACGUCACUACUGUUGCUCCUUUGAACCCCACAAUUGCAGCUUCUUCUUCAACAACUGUAGCUCCCACGAUCACUACAACUGCAGAAGCUCCUACAACAACAACUGCAGCUGCUUCUACAUUUACUACUGCAUCCCCUACUGCAACCACAACAGAAGCUCCUUCUACAACAACUGUAGCACCAAUGACUUUAGGAACAACAGUCCCAACGACAACUGCAGCUAAUUCCUCAACUUUAGCUCCUUCAAUUCCAAGCCCAACUGCAGCUCCUACAACAACAACUCUUGCUCCUACGACCUCUACAACUUCAGCACCAACUACUUUAUUCACAACUGUAGGUCCUACUACCAUUUUACCUCCUUCAACAACCACAACAACAUCCACUACAACAACUGUUGCUCCUACAAUGUCAAUCUCAGCUGCAGGUCCUACUGCCAAUUUAACUCCAACGACAACCUCAACUGAAGCUCCAACAGACAUCACAACUGUAGCUCCUAUGCACCCCACAAUUGCAACUUCAACUGUAGCAUCACCUACAACAACAACUGCAGAUGCUUCCACAACCACAGGUGCAGCACCUACCACAUCAAUCCCAACUGCAGGUCCUACUACCAUUUUGACUCCUAAGACAAUCACAACUGAAGCUCCUACAGAAAUCACAACUGUAGCUCUCAUGCCCCCCACAAUUGCAACUUCAAUUACAACUGUAGCAUCACCUACAACAACAACUGCAGAUGCUUCCACAACCACAGGUGCAGCACCUACUACAUCAAUCCCAACUGCAGGUCCUACUAUCAUUUUACCUCAAUCGACAACCACAACAACAUCCACUACAACAACUGUCCUACUGCCAAUUUAA